Messenger RNA from Xylaria bambusicola, 3010 nucleotides. RefSeq names its product mitochondrial small ribosomal subunit Rsm22-domain-containing protein. Gene Ontology annotation, biological process: translation. The transcript has a single exon. Gene Ontology annotation, cellular component: mitochondrial small ribosomal subunit. Gene Ontology annotation, molecular function: methyltransferase activity; structural constituent of ribosome. The record is from RefSeq and is a predicted model, not a curated record. The coding region runs from base 50 to 2554 and encodes 834 amino acids. Lineage: Eukaryota; Fungi; Ascomycota; Sordariomycetes; Xylariales; Xylariaceae.
GCCGCCGGCGGCGAAUCAAUCAACUUCGAUUUCGCAUCCUGUGUUCUGAAUGAAACACGCCAUCACCGACACAAUUCUCACGAUGCUACCGGUUGCGAGACGCCAGAGGCCGUCGUGUCCCCACUAUAGACGACAGCUCUUGAACCUCCUCGACAAUGCUUUCGCUCAUGCGCAGCCAGAUGCGAUCGCCCCUCCACGACAUCGAUCUGCAUUGCAUCCGAUAGCACAGAGAUCUCGUCGUGCCACCGCGAGAUGUUUUUCAACCACAGCGUCUACAUAUCAAGAUGUAAAGCCCGGGGCCAGACCUGAAGCUCAACCGACUGCCCUACCCGAGACCAACCCUCCAAUAUCCGACUACGAUAUUGAGCUGAUGGUCCGACAGACAAGGCAUACUUUUGGAGACACUUUACCAAAGGGAUACCUCAAUGAUCAAGAGUACAAGCUUUAUGAAAGACUUUACGGCCCACCCCUUCGCGAGACGCAACCUGAUGAUGUGGGAAUGCCUGUACAGGCCGAUUCUGUACAAGACGAAUAUGCCUACGAAUCCUCCGACAAAAUCUUACUACGAGAGACAGAAGACGGUCAAUUUGAGGAGGUUGUCUAUGAGACCGACGAGAUUUCUCCUUCGCACCCUGCAUCGCUAUCGACCGAGGAUGGCAGCAUGAUGACUAAUUCUACUCCUGGAGACAUUUCGCUGCAAGAACUUCCAUCUGAAGCCGGAUUUACCUAUAUCAACGCCGUUGCAAAAAACCAACGCGAAUUUAAUGCUCUGUUAAAGCUGCAAAAGGACUUUGAAGCCGCUUCCCUACGACCAUCCAGAGAAGAGAUUGAGGAAGAAGAACAAAGAGAAGAAGAGGAAGACGAGGAAGAGAUAGAGGAUGAAGAUGAAGGGGAGCCCGACGCGACAUUUAGGGAGCCAACCGACCGUGUUCACGAAUUUUCUCAGGCUGGUCAUUGGAGGACCAAUCCAAGUACUCUACACCUCCCAAAGGCUGAUUUCGUUACACCCAUUACUAAACUACUGGAUCGAACUGAUAUCAAACAUAUCAAAGAAACCGCAGAAAAGGCUUUUGGUGGUCCUGGGCUUCCAUUUUCUGUAGCCACGCCGCCAUCGAAGCGAAACGCCGAACAGAAGCCGGUUCCUAUCGCUGCUGGUCACCAUAAGAUGUCAGAAAUCGAGGCAGAUGCUUUCAUUGCAACCCUGCUGCCUGGCAUGUAUUCGUCGGUGAUGAGCAUCUUGGUCGAGGUUCGAAAACGACUUGGAUCUGAUUGGAUGACGCAACUCAUGUCGCGAGGCAAUGGUGAAGGACCGCGAGUGCUUGAUGUUGGUGCUGGCGGGGCUGGCUUAGCUGCUUGGGAACGGGUUCUACAAGCUGAGUGGGAUACAACCUAUGAGAAAGGCAGCAUGGAGGCGAAAAGGCCACUGGGCAAGAAGACAGCUGUUGUGGGCUCAGAGCAACUGCGACAGCGUAUUUCACGAUUCCUCCAUAACACCACAUUUCUCCCUCGAUUACCAGACUAUUUACAUUCAGGUGAUCAUCCUAACAAGUUAGAUGGGGGUGAAGCUUCGUUACCAAGGAAACAAUUUGACGUCAUCAUCGCAUCUCACCAAAUGAUGCCCAUCAAGGAAGGCUUUAGGCGGAAGGCAAUGUUAGAUAACCUUUGGGAAAUGCUUUCGCCCGAGGGUGGUAUUCUCAUAUUUCUAGAGAAAGGUCAUCCCCGGGGCUUUGAGGCCGUUGGUGACGUGCGGGCUCGUCUGCUGGACGAGUUUAUCGUGUCGCCCACUUCAGAUCCGCGACCCGAGCCCAUCGAACUCGAAAUCAGACGAGAGCGGGAACCAGGAAUGAUCAUAGCACCCUGCACUAACCACAAAGCGUGCCCUAUGUAUCUCACGCCUGGGCUAACACCCGGUCGAAAGGAUUUCUGCCACUUCAGCCAACGCUUCAUCCGGCCACCGUUCUUACAGAAGGUGCUGGGCGCGGCUCACAGAAAUCAUGAAGACAUAGAUUUUAGUUUUGUCGCGGUUCAGCGUGGCACGUUGCCCGGUGCCAAGGCCGUCACAUUGCCUGUCCAGGGAGCCGAUGCCACGAACAGCGCAUUCGGUGGAUAUGAAAAUUCACCGGACACUCCCGACCCGCUGUCACUACCCCGGACUAUCCUACCGCCGAUCAAGCGACAAGGACAUGUGACAUUAGACGUGUGCACGCCAGCCGGCACACUAGAACGGUGGACGGUGCCUAAGAGCUUCAGCAAGCAAGCGUACCGAGAUGCGCGCAAAGCGAAAUGGGGUGAUCUCUGGGCUCUAGGGGCGAAAACCCGCGUGACAAGGCCGGUCCGGCUUGGAAAGGGCGGGGUCGUCCCCAACGAUGGUGGUAUGAGGGCUCAACAUGCAGCACGAGCUGGCAAGACGCGGGUUAUUACGCUCGAUGCUGAUGCCGGUGGUAUCUUCCGCGCGUCUGAAGCAGCCAAAUCGUCUCUUACCGAGAGACGAACCAAAGGUAGCAGGAAGGGCAAACGCACCAAUCUCAUGAAAGAACUCGACUUGGAAACGUAACAUGUAACAGCGGGAUAUCUGUAUCAACAUCUGUACAAAAGUGUAUUCGACCAGAAUAAUCCGGCUUCUGUUUAACGGUUAUGUAUUACCGGCGGUAUCUAGGUCUAACUGCUAUGAAGAAAUGAUAUACGACAUAAUUCAUGAACCAGGUACCUAGCGGUGACAGUACUUGACAGCAGUCGCAGAACCAAGUGCACAGGAUUCAUCGCCCUUUUUUGAUAUCUAAUGACAUCCCUUACCUCCCAGCAGAUAGUUCCCUCUAAAAGCCAAAUUGUCCAUAGUAUCAGUACCCAUGAUACAUCAGUAUAUACUGUUCUUCUACUGCAGGCCUCAUGGCGCUUCGGCUAGAUAGGUAGAUUGCUGUCGGUUGACUGCUUUGUGAGAAAUCUAGAACUCGUCGAUGGCACGACUCAGUACUCGCAUCUCCGCCACCAGCCCGCGGGGAUGUGCAUUUUU